AAGCAGCCGGCGCCUUCGGGCAGUGUACUCGUUCCGUUAACUUCUCUGUUUUAAAACUACUUGCCGUCUAUAUCCGGGAAGGGCCCUGCGCGGUUGAACACACGUUGGUGCAGUGUAGUUGCGUACGCUUCGCCGCUAGCCGCACCGCGCGCGCGCGCUCCAUCGCAUGCACUUUACGAAUACAUAACUUGUUUAUAAAAUUGCCGAAAUCUAAUGAACUGUGAAUAUAGUGGCUAGACAUGGAUUGUGAUAGGAGGUGAUAUCUGUGGUGCAUGCUGAUUUUAUUUCUGUUAACAUGAGCGGAAGCACAGGCGGAAAUGCAGUUCCGUCUUCGAGUGCGGGCAACGGUAGCGGUGUGACGGAUACGACGCGGCGCGGGCGCUGCAAGUGGUUUAAUGUUGCUAAGGGUUGGGGGUUUAUUACCCCUGACGAUGGCGGGCAGGAUGUCUUUGUACAUCAGAGCGUCAUCAAAAUGCCAGGCUUCAGAUCACUUGGUGAUGAAGAGGAGGUGGAAUUCGAGUGCAAAGAGUCCGAUAAAGGUCUGGAGGCUACUCGGGUCUCUGGGCCAUCAUCGGUGGACUGUCAGGGGUCACACAGACGUCCGUUGUCCAAAAAACGCUUCAGGAAGUUGCGUUGCUACAACUGUGGUGAGUUCGCCAACCACAUUGCAGCGAAAUGCAGUUUGGGGCCACAACCGAAGAGAUGUCACAACUGCAAGAGCGACGGACAUCUUAUUGCCGACUGUCCUAUCAAGAUUGAGAAGAAAGAUGAAACAAAGCAAUCGAGCAGUUCCCAAGGCAGCCAAGAGGACAACCAAUAACACGAUACUUAACCGGCUUCAGUAAAGCUAAGACAUCUUCGUUAUUUACAGUUCAAACGUUUUAACUUAAUCUUUACGAAGUAUUUGACCAAAGAAGUCGGUUAUAAAAUUUCCCACUGACUCGUUGUAUUGGUACCAUAGACCAUAGACAUAGAGCUGUCAAAUAUGAAUGACAAAAUAAAAUGAUCUUCGAAACUUAAAAUUGGCCAAAGGUUCUUAAUUAUUCGCGCAAGCACGCCAUCUCUUUUUAAUUCUUGAGUAAAGAAAGAGACGUUGAAUCAUUCACAGAUCGUAUUUAGCAUAGCUUGAAACUAACAACAUUGACAAAUUGAAUUCAAAAUCAUUCAAUUAUUGUUUACAUAGAAAAGGCUUUUCGUGUAACUUAAGGAACUCGGCUUGCCUCAAUUAACGCAAAACUAUGGAAAUCUUUCUUCUCUUUUUUACUCAAGUGGUGAGAGAUAUACAAAUCGAAGACUAAUUAGUAUUUUAUUAUCGACUAUUAUAAUACGAAUACACAUCGGCUUAUAUUUUUAUAUUAAUGCCUCUAAGACUACAGUUACAUGGUAUGGUCUUAACAGAUACAUCUACAUAUAUCUCUCUCUUUCAAUAUCUCCAUCUCACUCACGUCUCUAUGUCUAUGGUACGUAGUGUUUAGAGUACUUUUAAUUGAAAACAACUACCUCAUAACGUUAAAAUAUUAUUUGUAUUUUAGAAGACUGAAUAACAAGAAAGUACAAAAAUAUUUGACGUAGAUUUUACUUAAGUUUGACGUAGUACAAAUUUUAUGUGUUCGAGUGUUUUAUACUCAAUUUUUUUAUACCCAAAGUUGUGUGUCUUUAUAAUGACUAUUUUUAAUAUAAUUAUGUUGUUGUUACGCCCAAUUUUAUGUCAUUUAAGAAUAAAUUUUAAACGCAGACACUUUCGCGAUCCUUUCGGUUGCCAUUUUACAACUACUUUGUACCUCAAUCUCAAAAUAACUUCCCUCAUAUAAUAUAUAUAUGAGGUACACUUAUGAACGUGAAAAGAAAAAAUGUUCUAUUGAUUCUAAAUUACCAUUUACUGUUCUAACUUUAAAUUUAGUUCUAAAUUUUCUGUUCUCAAGUCAAGGGACAAGGAGAACUGGCAAGAAACUCAUCGCCAAGUAUAUAACGUAUAAGUAACGAUUUCCAGUUUUUCGAGGUGUAAUAAAAUAUUUAAAAAAAUAUUUGUAUUAAUAAUUUUGCAGUUCAUCUCGUACGUCCGAAACUUAAAAUGAUUAUGAUAGUGCUACAGUUACAUUCAACUUAAACGUGACGUUUGGUACAUCUGUCAAAUGUCAAAGAUUGCGAAAGUGUCUUAGUAUAAGUUUAGUUAAGGAAUUGCGCAAUAUGCACUGCCGAAUAGACGCUUGUAUAUAAAAAUACUUGCGACAUUUAAUCCGUAUAGGAUUUAUAAAUGUUGUUGAAAUCAAUACUUUUAUUGAAUACAUUUCGUUUUUGAUAAGGGCACUUCAAGGUUUCUCUACAAAAUUAUUAUAAUUAAGAUUUCUUAACUUGCCAUAGACAAUUUUUUGGUUACAAUUAUUUGCUCAAUUAACAUAUUAAGUACGGAAACGUGUGAAAAUUCGUCACUGCCAUAUUUUGUUAAUGUUGUUUUUUCAAUAAUAUCCAAGCAGGUUCUAGUUAUUUUGUUGAAGCGAUAUCAUGCCGAUACCAU
Molecule: messenger RNA, 2515 nt
Organism: Pieris rapae (cabbage white)
Lineage: Eukaryota; Metazoa; Arthropoda; Insecta; Lepidoptera; Pieridae
Gene: lin-28
Product: protein lin-28 homolog
Exons: 5
Coding region: 296-820 (174 amino acids)
Molecular function (GO): zinc ion binding; nucleic acid binding
Source: RefSeq, a predicted model, not a curated record